ACCAAAAAAAAAACCCCUCCCAAAAAAAACAACGCAAAAAAAAGGGUAGUCUGAUUCUUCCUUCGGCGUGGGUUAAUCUCCUUUUUGUAUUUAAACAGUAACUCUUUGUGGGUAUAAUUGUGUGGAACAAUUCCAGCUGCUUUUUUCAUUGUAUUUUCUCUAACAUACAUUCAUGUUUUGAAUUCAUGCAUCAGUCAACUACCCUCCGAAAUUAUCCUCCGAAAGUAUAAAUUUCCCGAGAAAAACAUUCUGGAGCUUUUGAUGUUAUGAGCCGAAAAUCUGUGGGUUUUCGCUUUUUGAGCAGUGUCAAGCUUAUGAAUUAUCACUGCAAUCAGUAAUACGUAUCUCGUGUCUUAUUCUGUGGAAUCUAUAUAACCAUAUACUGUUACCAAUACAAUCUCUGUAUGGCUCAGUGUGCUUUUACGUUACAUUCCUGUUGUUGUAAACCAGCUUACCCUUUGGUUGAAGGACCUCAUUCUGGAACUACCAACAAAAUUUCAUGCUUUACAAAUCCAUACCCAAUUUCCCUUGGUUUAAAAAACGUCAGAACGGGUUUCCGAGGAAGGAAUUUAAUGGUUUCUCACACAAGCUUAUCAAUGCCAAAGGCAGUAGUAGCAGAUUUGGAAAACACUGAAAGCACAGCAAAUUCUUUUGAGGAAACUACUCACAUGAAUACAGUGCUUGAAGAGCUUGAGCUCUCUGAGUUGACUGCAGUAUCACCUUUAGAUGGGCGAUAUGCCAGUAAAGUUAAGGAGCUACGAUCCAUUUUUAGUGAAUAUGGUCUUAUUCGGUAUCGUGUUUUUGUUGAGGUUCAGUGGUUGCUGAAACUAAUGCAGAUUCCUGGAAUCACUGAAGUUCCAAACUUCAGCAAAGAAACCAGAUCAUAUUUGGAAGAUAUUGUGAAGAAUUUCAACAUUGAGGAUGCCCUUGAAGUGAAAAGAGUGGAGAAUGUGACAAACCAUGAUGUCAAGGCAGUUGAGUAUGUUUUGAAAAAGAGAUGUCAGACUCAUCCAGAUCUAGCCAAGGUACUGGAAUUUAUCCACUUCUCUUGCACGUCGGAGGAUAUAAAUAAUUUAGCUCAUGCCUUGAUGUUGCGGGAUGGUCUUGAUCUAGUAAUACUUCCUAAAAUGGAUGAGUUAAUUCAAGCUAUGCACAAUUUGGCAAACAAAUAUGCACACAAGCCAAUGUUAUCUCGGACACAUGGCCAGACAGCUUCACCAACUACUCUAGGAAAGGAGAUGGCAGUCUUUUGCUUCAGAUUACGUGAGCAGCGGCAAGAAGUCUCUAGAGUGAGAUUACUAGGAAAAAUGGCUGGUGCUGUUGGGAACUACAAUGCUCAUCUUGUAGCAUACCCAGACAUUAAUUGGCACAAUGUUGCUGAGGAUUUUGUGACUUCUCUUGGAAUAAGCUUCAAUCCAUUGGUAACACAGAUUGAACCUCAUGAUUAUAUUGCAAGGCUUUGCAAUGCAAUUGUGCUGUUUAACAACAUUUUAAUUGAUUUUGAUAGAGAUGUAUGGGGUUACAUAUCCUUGGGUUACUUCAGACAGCAAGUGAAAGCUGGUGAGAUAGGAUCUUCAACCAUGCCUCAUAAGGUCAAUCCAAUUGACUUUGAGAACAGUGAGGGUAAUCUUGGACUAGCUAAUGAAAUCUCAGGUCACCUCAGCUCAAAGCUUCCUAUUUCACGCUGGCAGCGUGACUUGACUGACUCAACCGUUCUCCGCAAUCUUGGUGUAGCGUUGGGAUAUUCUCUUCUUGCAUACAAAAGCACACUGAAAGGGAUUAGUAAACUAGAGGUUAACGAACUCAUUAUAAAUAGAGAUUUGGAUCAAGCUUGGGAGGUUCUUGCAGAGCCUAUUCAAACAGUUAUGCGCAAACAUGGAAUUCCGGAGCCUUAUGAAAAAUUGAAGGAAUUUACUCGUGGACGUGCAGUAACAAGGGAAAGCAUCCAGGAGUUUGUGCAAAGUUUAGAGUUGCCAAAAGAAAUCAAAGGCAGGCUCUUACAAUUGACUCCACAAAGCUACAUUGGAGAUGCAGAGUCACUAGCAAAAUUUGUUUGAGAGUUGCAUACAUCAAGUACCUAAUCUUUAAGGAAGUAGAUGAUUUGUUUGUGAUGUCUCCUACUAGGUUUAGGCCUGUUUUAACCAUAAUUAAUCGAUCUCAACAUACUUAUGAUUUAAAUAAGUUGAUUAGGAGACAAAACUAUCUUAACAUGAAUUUAUUUUAUAUUCUUAUGUCUUUUAUUGAAUUUAGAUUUUAUUGUUGAUGA
Molecule: messenger RNA, 2266 nt
Organism: Cryptomeria japonica (Japanese cedar)
Lineage: Eukaryota; Viridiplantae; Streptophyta; Pinopsida; Cupressales; Cupressaceae
Exons: 10
Coding region: 405-2057 (550 amino acids)
Biological process (GO): IMP biosynthetic process
Molecular function (GO): N6-(1,2-dicarboxyethyl)AMP AMP-lyase (fumarate-forming) activity
Source: RefSeq, a predicted model, not a curated record